Messenger RNA from Coregonus clupeaformis (lake whitefish), 3129 nucleotides. Its product is annotated as programmed cell death 6-interacting protein-like. Gene Ontology annotation, biological process: mitotic cytokinesis. Gene Ontology annotation, cellular component: endosome. NCBI's taxonomy places the organism in Eukaryota, Metazoa, Chordata, Actinopteri, Salmoniformes, Salmonidae. The transcript has 18 exons. Gene Ontology annotation, molecular function: protein binding. Bases 118 to 2751 code for a protein of 877 amino acids. The record is from RefSeq and is a predicted model, not a curated record.
CAUCGACGUCAUCUGUUUCACAGCAGACUCCAGGAAGUGAGGAGUCGCUUGUUGUUAUUGUCCGAUUGAAAGUUAGCUAGUUACCACAUAUUUUUUGUUACUUUUCGUGGGCCGAAAAUGGCGACUUUUAUUUCUGUCCCGUUAAAGAAGUCGUCUGAAGUAGAUCUAGUUAAACAACUCUCGAAAUUCGUCACGGCGACAUACCCAGCGGGCGAGGAGCAAGCAGAGUACAUACGAUCCGUGGAGGAGUUGAACAAGCUGCGCAAGAGUGCUCUGGGGAGGCCGCUCGACAAACACGAAAGCUCUCUGGAAAUCCUCCUGAGGUACUAUGACCAGCUGUGUGCUGUGGAGCCCAAGUUCCCCUUCUCUGAAAACCAGCUGUGUCUAACCUUCACAUGGAAAGAUGCCUUUGAUAAGGGCUCACUGUUCGGGGGCUCAGUAAAACUAGCCCUGGCCAGUCUGGGAUAUGAGAAGACCUGUGUGUUGUUCAAUGGAGCUGCGUUGGCCAGUCAGAUCGCUUCAGAACAGAACCUGGACAGCGACGAAGGACUGAAGGCCGCAGCCAAAUACUACCAGUUGGCGAGUGGAGCAUUUGGUCACAUUAAGGACACAGUGCUGUCGGCUCUGAACAGAGAGCCUACUAUGGACAUGUCUCCUGAGACUGUAGGAACCCUCAGUCUCAUCAUGCUGGCUCAGGCACAGGAGGUCUUCUUCCUCAAGGCUACGUCAGAUAAGAUGAAGGAUGCCAUCAUCGCUAAACUGGCCAAUCAGACAGCAGAUUUCUACGGUGACGCCUUCAAGCAGUGCCAGUACAAAGAGAACCUGCCCAAGUAUAUUUAUUUCCAGGAGGUGUUGCCGGUGCUGGCAGCUAAACACUGCAUCAUGCAGGCCUACGCUGAGCUGCACCAGUCUCUCCUCGCCAAGCAGAAGAAACGCUUUGGAGAGGAGAUCGCUCGCCUGCAGCAUGCUACAGAGCUGGUGAAGACGGUAGCGUCUCGCUAUGAUGAGUACGUCAGUGUGAAGGACUUGAGUGAUAAGAUCAGCCGUGCUCUGACCGCCGCUAAGAAGGACAACGACUUCAUCUACCACGACCGCGUCCCUGAGGUGAAAGAUCUGGAACACAUCGGCAAGGCAGCGCUGGUGAAGGCUACCGCCAUCACGCCUCCGCUUAGCGCCAAGUUCACUGACUUGUUUGAGAAUAUGGUGCCCAUGGCGGUGCAGCAGAGUAUGAGCACGUACAGCCUAAGGAAGGCUGAGACCAUCCACAGACUGGUGGGAACCUUGAGGGAAGCUACCAACCUCUGCAACGGUGUCCUGGCAUCUCUGAACCUGCCUGCGGCUCUGGAGGACCUGUCUGGAGAUUCUAUCCCACAAUCCAUUAUGGAGAAGGCCCGCGCCAUCGUCCAGCAGGGGGGGCUGCAGAGCAUAGAGCAACUGAUCCGAGACCUGCCCGAACUACUGACACGCAACAGAGAGAUCCUGGACGAGUCUCUGAAGAUGCUGGGUGAUGAGGAGUCGACAGACAGCGAGCUGAGAUCCAAGUUCAGCCAACGCUGGAACAGAACUCCCUCUGGAGACCUCUAUAAACCACUCAGAGCAGAGGGUGGUAACUUCCGCAGUGUGCUGGACAAGGCAGUGCAGGCUGACCAGGUGGUCAAGGAGCGUUAUAAUGCACACUGUGAGAUGAUCGCUCUGCUCUGUAAACCUGAGGCUGAACUCACCGCUGCCAUACCAUCAGCCAAUCCUGCGAAGACACUGCAGGGCAGCGAGGUGGUGAGUGUGUUGCGUUCCCAGCUGGCCCAGCUAUUGGCGGUGAAGGGGGAGAGGGAUGGGCUGGAGGCGGAGAUUAAGGGCGUGACCUUUGACAUGUCCUCCAGCUUCCUGACGGCUCUGGCUCAGGACGGGGCCAUCAAUGAGGAGGCGCUGUCAAUGAGCCAGCUGGACCAAUCAUACGGCAGCUACAACCAGAGGGUUCAGGCCAGCCUCCGCUCUCAGGAAGAGCUGCUGGGCAAAGUGCAGGAGUCCCACCAGGAGUUCUCCAAGCUGAAGCAGUCCAACUCGGAGGCUAAUGAUCGUGAGGAGGUGUUGAAGAAGCUGGCCUCGGCCCACGACAGCUACGUAGAGAUCACCAGCAACCUCCGAGAGGGCACCAAGUUCUACAAUGACCUCACAGAGAUCCUGCUGAAGUUCCAGAACAAGUGCAGUGACAUCGUCUUCGCCCGCAAGACAGAACGGGACGAACUGCUCAAGGACUUACAGCAGAGCAUCGCCAGGGAGCCCAGCGCCCCGUCCUUCUCUGUCCCCGCCUACCAGACCAACCCUGCUCCCACUGCCGCCGAACCAAGCCCUGCUCCCAGGACUGUCUUUCAGCCCCAGCGGCCCCCUCCCCCUGCCUUCACCCCCCAGGCCACCUCCGCACCCGGCAACCCUCCCGACAACCAGCCUCAACCAGGAAACCCCUCACCCAUGGCCCCUCCCCCACAGGCCCAGGGACCGCCUUACCCCACCUACCAGGGAUACCCAGGGUAUGCCUACCAGAUGCCUGUGGGUUAUAACCCGUAUGCAGCGUACGGCCAGUACAACAUGCCCCCCACUAUGCAGCCCAACAUGCAGCCCUACGUCCCAUAUCAGCAGGCCCCAGCACCCGGACAGGGGGGCUACACCGGGCCCCCCCCCACACAGCAGCACCCCUACGCCUACCAACAACAGCCCCAGCAACCGCCACAUCAACCACAUUACCCACAACAAUAACUGUCAAUUCUAUCAGUCCCUUAUAUAUCUUCCCCCUUUCCAUCCCUUCAUCCCUCUCCUUUGACUGACAGCAGAAAUCAUGCUACUACCCUCUGCAAUAAAUUCUCGCUCUCUCCCUCCUUCCUUCCUUCCUUCCUUCCUUCCUCUACCCUUACUCUCUCCCAUCACCCUUGUUUAAUUCGUUUUUCAUAUCAUUUUUCUAAUUAUUGUGUUGAUUCUUUAUUUAAUUCCUAACUUCUCGUCCUGGUCUAACUGGCUUCCUGGUAUGGCUUCCUGGUAUGGGCGGGGCCGCUGUAGAACACUAAAAAACUAAACAAAAACACUAUGUUUUAUUGUCACAUACACCGGACAUGUGCAGGGAAUGUGCUGUUUUACAGG